AGACAUAAUAUUAACGACUUGAUAAUGAAUCUACUUGUUGAGCGGCAGCUCGGAACGAGCGAUUACGGAAGAGAUUCUGAGAAUCCGAUGGAGAUUCAAUUAAACAGUAAUAUCAAUUAUUUUUUCAAAACCAUGAUAAGGAAUCAACGUGACUGA
Molecule: messenger RNA, 156 nt
Organism: Paraglomus occultum
Lineage: Eukaryota; Fungi; Glomeromycota; Glomeromycetes; Paraglomerales; Paraglomeraceae
Source: the annotation of a GenBank genome assembly